AUGAAUACUGAUCUUGAUGGUCUUUUAGAAUUUCUUCUCUAUGUUGGUCAAGCUAAACGUACAUUUCGUACAGGUUGGGUAUUACAUGGUGUAGAAAAAGUUGAAAGUGUUGCCGAUCAUAUGUAUCGUAUGGCUGUUAUGUCACUUUUAUUACCAACAAUAUCUGAAGAAUCAAAAGUUCGUUGUAUGAAAUUAGCACUUGUACAUGAUUUGGCUGAGUCGGUUGUCGGAGAUUUAACUGAAUUUGAUGGUAUACCAAAAACAGAAAAACGUCGACGAGAAACUGAAGCAAUGCUUUAUUUAACAAGUUUAUUACCAGCUGAUGUUGGAAGAGAAAUAUUUUCAUUAUUCAAUGAAUAUGCUGAUCAAAAAACUGAUGAAGCUAAACUUGUGAAAGAUUUAGAUAUAUUUGAUAUGCUUUUACAAGCAUAUGAAUAUGAAAAACUUCAAUCUGAAGGAGAAUUUUUACAAGAAUUCUUUUCUGGUUCUGCACAUAAUAUUAAAACAGAUAUUGUUCGAAAAUGGCUUAAACAAUUAACGGAAUGUCGAUCAUCGGGAAAACAAUUUCAAUUACCAUCAGAUUCUAAUCUUAAUACAAUGCUUAAACAUAUUCUUUAUGAUGAUCAAGGAACAUUUUUAUACAAUUUUCCAUCAUGUGAACUUCGUUCAAAAUCGAAUCGUUUGAUAUCAAAUAAAAAUAAAUCUGAUAAUACAACAUCAUCGCCAUCCAUUGAUACAACUCAACUUUUGACAAAUCUUGUUAAGGGCAUGAAACAUCAUCAAAAUUAA
Messenger RNA from Adineta steineri, 789 nucleotides. NCBI's taxonomy places the organism in Eukaryota, Metazoa, Rotifera, Eurotatoria, Adinetida, Adinetidae. The record is from the annotation of a GenBank genome assembly.